AGAAGAACAGCUGAAAGAGAGGAGAGAGAGAGAGAAAGAAAGAGAGGGAGAGAUGGCAGAGUGAGAAAUGUAUGUGAGAGAGAGUGUGUGUGGAUAUAAUAUCUCCUACCUGUCUCUGUCAGUCUGCGCUCAGUUACUGCUGCGGCACACACACACACACACACACACACACACACACACACAAAACACACACAACACACACACACUGUUCAGGGUUCAUCUGCGGGCUGAGCUGGAAAAGAUUACUUUUUUUCUGCUUUUUUGUGAAGAAGGAGAUCUGAUCUGAGUGAAGAAGGAUCUGCUAAGCGGACGAACACACACACACACACACACACACACACACACACACGGUCGCCGUGUGUCUCUCCAUCUUCUUCCCAUUCCGGAGUUUUUUCCUUCAGUCCUUUCAGCCGAAAUCGCGACUUACAUUUUUAACGCUCGAUGAACUCGAUGAAGGAUCCGCUGAGUUUAGAACAUCAUCACCACCACCAUCACCACCACCACCAUCCCAUCUCAGGAGGUUCCAAACUGAUCUCGGCUUUCCACAUGGCCACCAAACACGGAGUGGAGGGAAACACGGACACACACAGUCCCGAAGCCGCAGAAAAAGAAAAAGUCCAAAGUAAAAACGAAGAUUCCUCCGAUGACCCGUCGAAGAAGAAGCGCCAGCGGCGGCAGAGGACGCACUUCACCAGCCAGCAGCUGCAGGAGCUCGAGGCCACAUUCCAGCGGAACCGUUACCCGGACAUGAGCACGCGCGAGGAGAUCGCCGUCUGGACCAACCUCACGGAGGCGCGAGUCCGGGUUUGGUUUAAGAACCGUCGCGCCAAAUGGCGGAAACGCGAGCGGAACCAGCAGGCCGAACUCUGUAAGAACGGCUUCGGCGCGCAGUUUAACGGCUUGGUGCAGCCCUACGACGACGUGUACCCGAGCUACACGUACAACAACUGGGCUGCGGCGGCUAAAGGGCUCGGUCCGGCCUCGCUCUCGGCCAAGAGCUUCCCGUUCUUCAACUCCAUGAACUCCAUCAGCCCGCUGUCCUCGCAGGCGAUGUUCUCCGCCGCGCCGCCGCCGCCUCCACCGCCUCCCCCUGCGCCGAGCUCCAUCUCCUCCAUGAGCAUGAGCAUGAGCUCCGGCAUGGCCGUGCCCGCGUCUGGUCUCAACGGCCUCAACGGCCUCAACAACCUCAACAACCUCGGCAACGCGUCUCUCAACUCCCCCGCCACCGCGUGUCCGUACGCCCCGCCGACCCCGCCCUACGUCUACCGGGACACGUGUAACUCCAGCCUGGCGAGUCUGAGACUCAAAGCCAAGCAGCACUCGAGCUUCGGCUACGCGGGAGUCCAGAACGCAGCCACGAACCUCAGCGCGUGUCAGUACGCCGUGGACAGACCCGUCUAGACGCGCAGGAUGACGGGAGGGAACAAACCGCGCAAUUUACAAAUUCUAACAAUAUUAUAAUAAUAAUUAAGAACUAAGAACAAAUUUCCAGAAACAGACAUGUUUUCGAUUUUAUUUUCCAGUCACAGAUAAAUAAAUAAAUAAAUAAUAAAAUAAAAUAAAUAAAAGCGCACGGAGAAAUAAAUGACUGGAUAUCUCGGGAAUCCCUGGACUACAUCUUUUGUUUUUAAUUAGUAAAAUUAUUUUCAUUUUCUUCCAAAUGAAACCUGGCGCUAUACAGGCGAAAGAUUUAAAGCACCACUGAGGCUCAUCAUCAUCAUCAUCAUCAUCAUCUUCGUCCUCCUCUUUGCUCCUCCUAAUCGCCGUCCAGAUGGAGUUUGUUUUCAACAAGAAGAAGAUGGACUUUACACAGAAAAGUGUUGCGCGGCGGCUUGGCUGGAACACAGACCAAGAAAACAACAACAACAUACAAACAACAAACACAUCAUCAUUAAGCUCGAUUUUUUUUUCAUCUUCUAGACUUUCAGUGACUGGACUUCCGGUGUAAAUAUGUGUCUGAAUCCUGAAUCUCAUCUCCAGGUUUGUAGAGGCUUCCAGGCCUUUGGUUUUAAAAAGAAAAAGUAAAAAAAGAUCACUUUAACAGCGCAUGUGAUGAAAAUGUCUUGCUUGUAGCUGCAGUUGGAGGGAAAAUGUACAUAAACUGAGCAGCUGCAGUUCUACUGCUUAUACAUUUAUUAUUAAAUGUCUGUUGUGAAUAUAGAUUUAGAAUAGAAAACAAAAACCCAAAAAUGUUGCUGCGGGGAUAAAAAUGAAUGAAUUUGGUUUCUGCUCUGUGUACAGUACUACUAUUUGGUACAGAUUCUUCCUUUUUUUUUUUUUUUUUUUGCAACAGCCAAAAAUAAUAAACUAUUGUGUUUUAUUUAAUGGAAGUAAACGCGCUGUUUGGUCAGGAUUUUGUGUACAGGGCGAUGUGUCUGUGUGUGUGUUUGAAUACACACCUUAUUACCAAAUACACAACAUGAAGCGUGUCAGACGUCCAGACCUGAUUAGACCUGAUUAGACCUGAUUAGUGUCCCAGUUCAAUAUACAUGUUGGAGCAGAAGAACUGAUCGGUCAGGCGAGAAACAACAAGAACACAAAGCAAUUAAAGUCUUAAGUAGAAGGUAUUUGAUUUAUUGUGGGCCCCUGGCACUGCCUAAAGUCUGCUGUUUUACACCAUUAAAUCGUCUGCAGGUCUUUAAUUAAAAGAAAAAAUAAUAAUAAUUUUAAAAAGCAGAACAUCGUGUUUUUAUUGUUUGCCAAUUCGCGUCGCCUGCAAAUUGUGUUUAUUUCUAUUAUCGGGUAAAUAACAAGAACUCAAAGUAUUUCAAAUCCAAACUCUCAUCUGCAGGUCGAGCAAAAGAAAAAAAAACGUAUAAAAUAUAUGUUAUUUGUUUCUUUUUAAAGGAGAAUCGAUAUAAAGGAAAUGCGCAAACACACAAUUUCUCCUAAACGCUGUGCAAACGAGCCGCGGCGCGUGCGCGCGCAUAAACUCAGCAGAUUAGCGGGUUAGCAUUUAGUUUAAAAAAAAAGAAAGAAGAAGAAUAAAAAGAAGGAGGAUUAAAGUAUUCAGCAUGGGCCACAUUUUCUCACGUAAGUAACAAGUUUUGUUAAAGAAUUUACAAAUUUGGAAUGAAGUCGCAAGAAAAAGAAAAAAAAAACAACGCGACGAAACUCCUUUAACCUUCUACCGAGUCCCGAGUUUUCACAGUGGAGCUGUUUGGAGCUGUUUGGAGCUGCUUGGAGAUCAAACUGAGUAUUUUCCAUACUAAUAAAACCAUUAUGGGCAAGUGUUAAUAUCAUGUGUAAUAAAGUGAAUUAGCUGUGAUC
Messenger RNA from Silurus meridionalis, 3270 nucleotides. It is a transcript of the gene pitx2, whose product is annotated as paired-like homeodomain 2. Gene Ontology annotation, molecular function: RNA polymerase II cis-regulatory region sequence-specific DNA binding; DNA-binding transcription factor activity, RNA polymerase II-specific. Gene Ontology annotation, cellular component: nucleus. Lineage: Eukaryota; Metazoa; Chordata; Actinopteri; Siluriformes; Siluridae. The transcript has 3 exons. Gene Ontology annotation, biological process: anatomical structure morphogenesis; regulation of transcription by RNA polymerase II. The coding region runs from base 442 to 1401 and encodes 319 amino acids. The record is from RefSeq and is a predicted model, not a curated record.